Molecule: messenger RNA, 1047 nt
Organism: Laetiporus sulphureus 93-53
Lineage: Eukaryota; Fungi; Basidiomycota; Agaricomycetes; Polyporales; Laetiporaceae
Product: GroES-like protein
Exons: 6
Coding region: 1-1047 (348 amino acids)
Molecular function (GO): oxidoreductase activity, acting on NAD(P)H
Source: RefSeq, a predicted model, not a curated record
AUGGGCUCCUUACUCACCAGGGGGGAUGGUUUCUUUCACUUGAAGGAUGUAGAGAUUCCUGUCCCCGGCGACGGCGAGGUUCUGGUCAAAGUCGUCGCAGUAUCACAAAAUCCUACGGACUGGAAAACACUUCGCCUCCAUCCACAGCCGGGCAACGUCAUUGGGUGUGAUUUCGCCGGAGUCGUAGUCAUGAUUGGAUCCCACGUCCCUGAGGGCCUCAGAAGGGUGGGUGAAAGGGUAGCCGGUGUAGUGCAUGGCGGGACAAGUCCGAAUGGUGCCUUCGCUGAAUAUACGGUGGCAUCUGCGAAGUUGUUGAUCUCAGUGCCGGACACGCUCUCGUUCGAAGAAGCGGCUCAGCUUGGGAUUCCAUGCUACACCGCCUGUCAAAGUCUGUACCAGUGUCUGGGACUCCCCACUCCUCUGUCGCCUACGGAGACACCCAUCGACGUCCUCAUCUGGUCUGGCACGUCCGCAACCGGGCAGUAUGCUAUCCAACUAGCAAAGCUUGCAGGCCUUCGAGUCAUUUCGACGGCAUCUCCUAAAAAUAUUGACUUUGUCAAGGGUCUGGGGGCGGAUGAAGUGUUCGACUAUGCAGACUCAUUCACCUUCAGAAAGAUUAUCUCUGCCACGAGCGGGCGUCUGAAGUAUGCGAUAGAUUGUACCAGUGAAGGCACGACGCCAUACCAGGUCAGCAUGUCGCUCAGCGAGGAAGGAGGGACAAUCGCUACUCUGCUCCCGUAUACAAGCAGAAGACAAGGGGUGAAGACGGAGUUCAUCCUUGCAUAUACCAUUCUGGGAAAGACCGUUGAGAUUCCCUUUCAUAUUCCCGCUUAUCCCGAACACUACAGGAAUGCGGUCAAGUAUAGCAAACUAAUUUCGACCUUGCUUGCCAAGUCUGUGCUCAAACCUUGCACCAUAAGAGUCUUCCCUCACGGUUUGGAAAGCGUGCACGAUGGGUUUGAGUACAUGAAAGCAGGGAAGGUACACGCGGAAAAGCUCAUUUAUAGAAUUGCUGACACGCCUGGGCUCUCCGACGAGGACGAUUAG